AUGUUGGAACCUGUCUCCCUGGGAGCAGCCGGCUCCUCGCACCCUCGUCCUGUCCAGUGCAUUGACAGCUGCUCCCGCCGGGCCCCUGGCAGCAACUGCGCUUUGAAGCAGGGGGACAGCGGUGCCGCUCUGGGAAUGCGAGUAAACCAGGAAAGGCUGUGCCACUCCUCUAGGACCCUGUAUUUCUUCAGUUUUGAUGAGUCAGAGUCAGGACAGCUGCGCAAAGUCGGCGACUGUGUGCGGGAACUUGGGAGCGUCGACGGGCCAAUAGCAAACCACGCCGCUCGGGUGACGGUCCCUGCGGCAGCGCCGUCGCCCAUCGCCGGGCCGCGCAGGGCGCGCUCGCCUGGCCGCGCAGGGGCUCAGCCGUCACCUGGGCUGCGCUCGCGCCUGCAAGGGAUCCUGCCUCCAGAGAGCAGCGGGCAUCGCAUCGAAAAUGGAGGGAGAUCGUAUGUAAGACCACGAUUGCCUGCAGAGAGGGCCCAUAUUGAUGAUGUACAAGAAGAAAGUAACAUGGAGGCCUUGGCUGCUGACUUUUUUAACAGGACAGAACUUAAGUAUAAAGAAAAAGUGACCUUUACUGAAUCCACACAUGUUGAAGUUAAAGACUUCUCUACAGGAAAAUUGUUACAACGAAUUAAAGAGAUUCUUCCUCGAAAUGUUUCCGCAUUUGCAAAUACUGAUGGAGGAUAUUUGUUCAUCGGUUUAAAUGAUAAUAAAGAAGUAGUUGGCUUUACAGUAGAGGAGAGUAAUCUUCCUAAAUUAGAAAAAGAAAUAGAAGAGUCCAUUAGGAAGCUGCCUGUCUAUGACUUCAGUGGGAAGCAGAGGGAGAUAAAUUACUCAUGUAAAUUCCUUAGAGUCCGGGUAUCAAAAGAGAUAACAGACACUCCAGACACCUUCUUUGGAAGGCUGUUCUUACAACACGAAGGACUUAAACAAUUAAUACGUAAAGAAGUUCGGUCUGUCACGCAAGGUACGCUGAUCUUCUCCUGGAGCUGGUCAUCGGAUCUGGGCUUGCAGAAGAACCAGACAGUCAUCUGUGAUGCCCUUUUGAUUUCCCAGGGCGAUCCACCAGUCCUAUACACCUUUUUCAGGGCACUGGAUGAGGAGAUAGAAGACUAUUCUACACAAACUGCCCGAAUUUUAAAGCAGAAGCUAGUAAAAAAUGGUGGUUACACUGGAAAAUUUUUUAUCAGGAGAAAGAUCUUAUGUUUGAGUCCUAAUGGCAAGGAAAGCUGCCUGUAUGAUUCAGAAUCGCAAACAUCUUACCCUGAAUGUUACCGUGGCGUAACCGCUGAAACAAGGAUAGACUUGCUGAAGGCCCUUUUUAAAGGCUUUGGUAGUUUUCUUGUCUCUCAAAUAAUCGGUACAGAUUAUUUUCAGAGUAACAAAUAG
Messenger RNA from Propithecus coquereli (Coquerel's sifaka), 1395 nucleotides. RefSeq names its product schlafen family member 12-like. Bases 1 to 1395 code for a protein of 464 amino acids. Lineage: Eukaryota; Metazoa; Chordata; Mammalia; Primates; Indriidae. The transcript has 4 exons. The record is from RefSeq and is a predicted model, not a curated record.